AUGAAUUCAUCUACCUAUACAUGUGAGAUAGUGGAAUCAAGGGAAGAGAUAUUACCCGAGUUCGAAACCGAUGAAAAACCCGAGAGUAGUUGUUCGUAUAGAUUAGCGAAAAGGUACUCGAUUGAGGAUGAUAUCGAUCGUCUUUUCCAGGCUAUUGAGAUUAAUAAAGGUUCGCCUAGAGGUCAUAGUAUGUCACGGUCGCACAAGAGUGCUCUUAAGAGACCGAUUAGAGUUUGUUCGUCUCAGGCGUCGGGAAUUGGCAUUGCGGAGCGAGUGAGUUUGAAGCAGGCGCUUAGAGGAUUGUGUAUCUCUCAAGCGUCAGAAAUGGCUGCUUUGAAGAGACUAUCGAAGCAAUGUGGCUCUUCGAGAGUAUCUGAUGUUGGCACCGGUAAAAAGUUGGUUGAAAUCUCCCUCAUGCCGGAGAUAUCAAGCUCAAAAGAAACGACAACUAGGUUCGUGUCCCGAGAUCAGAUUGUUCCCCUUCCACCUGAAGUUGAAGCUGACAAGCCAACGAUAGAAACCGAGGAAGGGCUAGGGGUUAGAACGAAUCUCGCUACCGAGAGUAAAUCUUGUCUCGGUUCUUCGAUGCCGGAUAAGGAUAAGGAUGAAAAUUUACCUCGUGCAUCUUGUCCAUGGAGGUCUAGCAAUGAUAGUUCAAUGGACAAACCGUCGAGUAUUAGUACAUGUUUGGCAAAGCCGAUAUUCAAUAACAUGAACUUCUUGAAGAAAAAGGUAAAGAAAGAUCUAUGUUCCGCAUCGAGCUGCUCUACUAGUAGAUUCGACAAGGAGAAUGGAAAUUCUGAUCUUAAGCGCGAAGUGAAAGAAAACGAUGAAAAACUAUCACCCUGCAGUUCAAAUCAUAGCAUUGAAGUUAACUCGAUUAAUGUUAAUAGAGAUUCAGAUAGCAAACGCGGUUUCGGGUUGAAUUGCAAUAAGAAAACUAAGUUUCUUCUUACAAAAGUUGACGAGAAAUCAAGAUCGAAGGAAAAAGGCGAGUUCUCUCAUAGCUCAAAAAGUAGCAUUGGUGAGUAUAGUACUAGUAGCACAAGCAUCAGUGAGGAGAGUAAUCUAAGCAGUUCGAGCCGCAGCGGCCAACGACCGCACAUGUCAAAACACUCUAGAUGGGAAGCUAUUCGUGCGGUUCAACAGCAGCAUGGUAAUUUAAAUUUAAGGCAUUUCAGACUGAUAAGGAAGCUUGGUAGUGGAGAUAUCGGAACCGUUUAUCUUGCAGAAUUAAUCGGUACUAGUUGCCUUUUUGCACUGAAAGUUAUGGACAAUGAAUUUUUAGCAAGCAGGAAGAGAACAUUUAGGGUUCAAACUGAAAGAGAGAUCCUUCAAAUGUUGGAUCAUCCGUUUCUUCCGACACUUUAUUCUCAUAUUAAUACAUAUAAGCUCUCUUGCUUGGUCAUGGAGUAUUGUCCGGGUGGUGAUCUGCACGUGCUGCGACAGAAGCAAACAUACAAGAGCUUUUCGGAGCACGCAACACGGUUUUAUGUUGCUGAAGUUCUUCUAGCCCUUGAGUAUUUGCAUAUGUUGGGAGUUGUAUAUCGAGAUUUAAAGCCGGAAAACAUCCUUGUACGCGAAGAUGGACACAUAAUGCUGACAGAUUUUGACUUAUCACUCAGAUGUUCUGUCAAUCCAAUGUUAGUCAAAUCAUCUUCACCCGAUGCAGAUGUGGUAAAGAAGAUCUCCGGUUCGUGUUCGGGAACUAGCUGCAUACACCCUUUCUGUCUCCAACCGGAUUGGCAAGUUUCCUGCUUUACUCCUAUUCAUUUGUCUCCGGGGGCAAAAUCUCGAAAGAUGAAGGCUGACAACGCAUGUGCUCGUCCACUGCCGCAACUUGUUGUCGAGCCUACUAAUGCACGGUCCAACUCCUUCGUUGGAACGUACGAAUAUCUUGCUCCAGAGAUCAUCAAAAGCGAAGGCCAUGGAAACGCUGUAGAUUGGUGGACUUUUGGUAUACUUUUGUUCGAGCUUUUAUACGGAAAAACUCCCUUCAAAGGUCCAUCAAACGACGACACAUUAUCCAACGUCGUGUCGCAGAACCUUAAGUUUCCAGGUACUCCUAUAGUCAGUUUUCAUGCAAGAGAUUUGAUCAGAGGAUUGUUGAAUAAGGAUCCAGAAAGCCGAUUAGGUUCUGUAAAAGGCGCUGCGGAAAUAAAACAGCAUCCUUUCUUUGAUGGCCUCAACUGGGCUCUAAUACGAUGCGCUGCACCACCGGAGCUCCCAAACUUCCACGAUUUCGGAACUAGUGCUUUACCUAUGGCUGCACAUAAGGAAAAUGCAAAUGAUGAGGAUAUAGAUGAUUGUGAAGAGUUUGAGCUGUUUUAG
This is a messenger RNA of Lathyrus sativus (Indian pea), 2331 nucleotides long. Lineage: Eukaryota; Viridiplantae; Streptophyta; Magnoliopsida; Fabales; Fabaceae. The record is from the annotation of a GenBank genome assembly.